This is a messenger RNA of Nerophis ophidion (straightnose pipefish), 3012 nucleotides long. RefSeq names its product PX domain containing serine/threonine kinase (gene pxk). Gene Ontology annotation, cellular component: late endosome; early endosome; extrinsic component of endosome membrane. The coding region runs from base 151 to 1845 and encodes 564 amino acids. Gene Ontology annotation, molecular function: actin binding; protein kinase activity; ATP binding. Lineage: Eukaryota; Metazoa; Chordata; Actinopteri; Syngnathiformes; Syngnathidae. Gene Ontology annotation, biological process: endosome to lysosome transport; early endosome to late endosome transport; protein phosphorylation. The record is from RefSeq and is a predicted model, not a curated record. The transcript is spliced from 18 exons.
CGAACGACCCACGGCGAGCGCUCCAGCCCCUUUGCUUUUUUACGGCGAAGCGAAACUGCACUUUCCUCCUCCAGCCGAGCUCCGGGCUUCCAUUCCGCAUCGCCCAGUGACAAAGCUGACAGUCCGGCGGUCGGGUAGCCACACUUCGGGAUGUCUUUCCUGGAUAAGCCGGCCCCGAGGAGGCUGGUGUUGGACGACACUGUCCCCCUGACGGCGGCGAUCCAAGCCAGCCAGAAGCUUCAAUCUCACACGGAGUACAUCAUCCGUGUCCAGAGGGGCGUGUCCUCGGACAACAGCUGGCAGGUAAUACGGCGCUACAGUGACUUCGACGUGCUCAACAACAACCUGAUGGUGUGCGCCAUCAGUCUUCCUCUCCCGCCUAAGAAGCUGAUCGGAAACAUGGACCGGGAGUUCAUAGCCGAGAGGCAGAGAGGCCUGCAGGCCUACCUGGACGCCAUUACCCAGCAUCCUUUGCUCUGCAGCGCUCUGCCUGUCAAGAAGUUCUUGGACCCAAACAACUACGCUGACAACUACUCAGAGAUCGCCCUGCAGCAGGUCUCCAUGUUCUUCAGGUCGGACCCCAAGUGGGAAGUUGUCGAGCCCCUCAAAGAUAUGGGCUGGAGGAUCAGGAAGAAAUAUUUCCUCAUCAAAAACAAAGUGCAAGCCAAAGAGAGAUAUCUGCUGAGCUGGGUGGACCUGGGUCCUGAUAAGUUCCUGUCAGAUAAAGACCUGCAGUCUGCCAUGAAGCUCCUUGCCAGCCUCUCGAGUCCAUACAUGUACCCGCUGUUGUUCUCCAGCACCAGUGAGUCUUCAGCACUUCUCAUCAGGCCUUUUAGCGAGGCCGGCUCGCUCAGAGACCACAUCUGUAAGGUGAAGCCCAGAGAGACCUACUUGAAGAAAUACGGCAACCCCAAGAAGAGUGAGGGUCUUGAACUAGCACACAUCCAACUGUAUGGCCGCCAGAUACUGGAGGCCCUGCGACUCCUCCACGACGGCGGCUUAUUUUACGGCCACCUGCACGCCUCAAAUGUGAUGGUGGACCAAGGCACGUGUCGACUGACGGACGUGGAGAACGGCAUGCUGGGAGUUCCCUCUGUCCUGCGACCUGCCUUCACCCACUUCAGGAAAAUCAACACCACCGAAAGCAUCGACGUCUUUUGCUUUGGUCACUUACUCUACGAGAUAACUUAUGGACGACCCCCAGCCAACGUUCCAGUGGACCACUAUCCUACCAACCCCUACACUGCUGUGGUGUCAGUGCUGCAGUCCAUCCUGUCCACAGAGGCGUGUAAGUCAGGAAUGCCCACAGUGUCACAGCUCAUUCAGACACCGCUGUUCUGUCACGUCCAGUUGCAACAUUCGGAUAAAGUCCAGAUCAAAGUCCCCAGCAGGCUGAAGGACGCCCUGAAGACGGCCAAAGAUCGUUUAGAGAAGCGUCUGCAGGGGGAGCAGAGAGUGCUGCACCAGCACAGGAGGCUGACCAGAGCUCAGUCUCAUCACGGCUCAGAGGAGGAGAAGAAGAGGAGGAAGAUUCUGGCGAGGAAGAAGUGCAGGCAGUCCACUUACGAGAAUGAAGAUGAUGUCUCUGUUCGCAACAACAACAACUCUGGCUCUGGCGCCAGUUCCCCUCCCACAUGCCCCUCUUCCCCCACCCCCCCGCCUUCUACAGGUGACCCGACGGCCCCUCCUCCCCCGCCCCCUCCCACGCUGGACCCCGGCGUGACACAAUCACGCUCGGACGGUCCCGGCGGCGGACGCACCGCCUUGCUGAGCUCCAUCCAGACCUUCGCCAAAGGCCAACUGAGGAGGGCGGCGACUACAGACCGCAGCGGGCCCGUCCUCUGACCCCCGUCCUAACUGGACCGCCGCGCUUUCCCUGACAUGUGAAGACCAAUCCCUUUUCAAGACAAUCCAAAUAUCUAUUUACAAAUCCAUUUUUUUUUUGUUGUUUAAACAUUUAUUUUUAUUUACUGGCACUUGGGGCUAAGUUGAUUAGCAACACUAAAUUGGCCCUAGUGUUGUGAAUGUUGUGUAUCUGUCCAGGGUGUACCCCACCUUCUGCCCAAUAGUAGCUGAGAUAGGCUCCAGCGACCCUGAAGGGAAUAAGUGCUAGAAAAUGGAUGGAUUGAGUGUAAAUCCUUGAUUAUUGCCCCCUUGAUGGAUCUUGUAGAACCCCAACAUGACAAAGGUAACCUGCUUUUUGUUGCUAAUGCAAUCCUCUUCAAUGCGCUAAAAUUGUCAUGGCGCCAUCUUGCGUCCGGGUUUGGAACUGCAGCUUCCCUUUUCACCUCCAACCAAGACAUGGAACCCCAAAUUCCUAACUAAUAAGUUGUUGUUUUCUUGCAGUAAACGAAAAAAAAUUUCAAAACAAAUUUUGGUCAACAAAAGACUUAGAAAUAGUUUAACUUGUCAUAUUUUGCGGAAAUAGACUUUUUAGUGUGUAUCGCCGUUUUUUGGUUGUUUACACAUGACAAACAAAAGUGACUUUUGCGUGUGUUUUGGAUAACCGUUCGCACACAAACAUGCGUAUGACGUUUGUUUAAGGUGGUCCCGCUGCUUUGUUUUUCACGUUAGAUGGUAAUCCUCAUUCUUCAGGAUCAUCCAGUUUUCUGACUUGCCUCUAUUUACUCAAUCGAUCUGGACGUGUAGCUCCGCGAGACAAUUUGUUGUGUUCAAAUGUUAAGAGCGUUUAUUUCACCGUGCCAUAUAUAUGAUACGAUCCUUGUGCCUAUGCGAGUGUAAGAAUGUGUUGCGGGUGAUUUAGCACACAGUACGUCAUCACUCAUGGACUUGAACCCGAUGACUGCUUUCAAAAAUGAUUUUUAAAGAACUGAAAAAUGUCUAAAAGACUGUGUGAAUGUUUUUGAGGCUCCAUGGCUUGUUUUUAUGACCCAGUGCAAUCCGGUUUGGUGAGAUUUUCAUUGAAUUGUGUCUGAAUAUUUAUCUGCAGCACUUUACCGCAAGGCAACUUUGUCACGUUAUUAUACAAAAUAAACUCGUAAGUGUCGGAUA